Molecule: messenger RNA, 1951 nt
Organism: Xenopus laevis (African clawed frog)
Lineage: Eukaryota; Metazoa; Chordata; Amphibia; Anura; Pipidae
Gene: ccbe1.S
Product: collagen and calcium-binding EGF domain-containing protein 1-like
Exons: 11
Coding region: 447-1631 (394 amino acids)
Source: RefSeq, a predicted model, not a curated record
CCCUAAUCAUAUAGAGGAGCCUCCCCCUGUCAGUAACACUCAUACACAGUAAUACACUGAUAUAGACUGAUAUACACUCAGUCUCUGUAAUAAACGGACUAGCACCCCCCCCACUCAAUAGUAAUAGAUCAGUCCUCCAGCCCCAGUCACACAGCGGACUCUCCCAAGACACCGGCUGCUGGGGGUCAGUGUGUAACUCACCAGUAAAACCCUUCGCUCCCCGAUCCACAGACUCAACUCCAGGUCCGACAUUCAGCUGCUCCCGAGCGCCCCCUGCAGCUCAUUCCUCUGCCAGUGACUGUCCCGGCGCUACACUCGAGUCCCGGCGCUACAUUAGAUUCUCGGCGCUACAUUAGAUUCUCGGCGCUACACUCGAGUCCCGGGCGCACAGAGAGGAGUGAGGGGAAGGCGAGGAACAGAUCAGGGGCCCCGGGACAGACAGGCCAAUGAGUGAGAGAGGGGCCACGAGACUUUGCCUGUGUCUGGGCUGCCUCUUACUGCUCCUCUCCCUGGGACUGGCUUGGACUUACCGAGAGGAGCUGGAGACAGACAGGGAAGUUUGCUCGGAGAAUAAGAUCACUACGACCAAAUACCCGUGUGUGAAGCCAACGGGGGAAUUAGCUACAUGCUUCAGGAAAAAAUGCUGCAAAGGAUAUAAAUUUGUUCUAGGGCAGUGCAUUCCAGAAGAUUAUGAUGUUUGUUCAGAGGCUCCAUGUGAACAGCAGUGCACAGACAACUUUGGGAGAGUCCUGUGUACUUGUUAUCCUGGGUACCUGUAUGACAGAGAGAGGCACAGGAGCAGAGAGAAGCCAUAUUGCUUAGAUAUUGAUGAAUGCGCCUUCAAGAACGAGACCGUUUGCUCUCAUAUCUGCAUCAAUACUCCGGGGAGUUACAGGUGUGAGUGUCCCGAAGGCUACUCUCUGGAGGAUGAUGGGAAAACCUGUACAAAGGGAUCACAAGGAGAUUUUGAGAAAUCCAACAAUGUGAUGAAGGCUGGGGUCUGCUCUGAGACGUGCAAGGAUUUCCACCAAAUAAAACAGACCGUUUUACAGCUCAAGCAAAAGCUUGCGUUUCUCCCAAACAGCGUAUUGGAAUCCAGCAAACAUAUAAAUGCUGAGAAGGUGUUGGCCUCUACCACAUACGUGCAGGGUCCUCCUGGCUUACCUGGUGCACAGGGACCCCCAGGAUUACCUGGUCCAAAAGGAAGUGAGGGUCAGCCUGGAAUACCGGGACCUCCUGGCCCACCGGGUCCAAGAGGAUUUAUGGGUCCGGUCGGACCAUCUCCUGAAAUCUCUCAGCUCAAACAAGGCCGGAGAGGCCCCGUUGGUCCACCAGGGGCACCAGGAAAGGAUGGCACAAAGGGAGAUAGAGGUGCUUCAGGACCAAGAGGACCUCCGGGCUCACCAGGUUCCUUUGACUUUCUUCUCCUGAUGAUGGCAGACAUAAGGAACGACAUUGCUGAAUUACAGGACAGAGUCUUUGGACAAAGGACACAUUCUUCAGCAGAAGAGUUUCCCUUACCUCACGAGUUUACAAACCAUCACGAUUCUGUGGACUUGGGUUCAGGAGAGGACUACAAACACAGAACUGUAUCAAAGAACCUAAGAAAAGACAAAAGCAGCCGCCACUAACUGCCACCACUCCAAAUGGAAAUAACUUUAUAUUUUAUUUCUCAAUGUAUAAAAAAAAAAAGAUGCACUGAAAAUGUAAAGAGUAUCUAUUUUUGACUUUUGAAUUUAUUGUUAUUAAUAUUAUUAUUUUGUAUUAUUAUUGUUGCUUUUUCGUUGUAAAACAGAUUCCUCUGAAUCCCACUUUGGAAUAUUCUGGCCAAUCUCCCAUUGGCCAGAGGCUAAAGACAAACAUACAAACUUCAGCGAUUCAGUGAUUUAGUGGUGCUUAAAGGGAUACUGUCAUGGGAAAAAAAAUUCAAAAUGAAUCAGUUAAUAGUGCU